Molecule: messenger RNA, 4655 nt
Organism: Epinephelus moara (kelp grouper)
Lineage: Eukaryota; Metazoa; Chordata; Actinopteri; Perciformes; Serranidae
Product: syntaxin-1A-like
Exons: 10
Coding region: 377-1240 (287 amino acids)
Biological process (GO): synaptic vesicle fusion to presynaptic active zone membrane; exocytosis; intracellular protein transport
Cellular component (GO): endomembrane system; plasma membrane; SNARE complex
Molecular function (GO): SNARE binding; SNAP receptor activity
Source: RefSeq, a predicted model, not a curated record
CCAGACUCUGUGAGGCGGUCACUUAAUGUCGGUGUAUUCUUCAGUCUGUUCCGCUGACUUUACCGGAUUAAAAACAAACUUAACAGAGCAGGUUCAUUUUUAAAAGCACUAAUUAGCGCGGAUUGAGGAGGAAGUUGAAGGUGUGUAAUGGGUUAACGGCGGAAGGCCUCGCCUCACCUUUACUGCGCGUCACCGGGCUCCGUAAAGUGGUCCCACCAUCCAAACCAAAAGGGGAAAAUCACCGCCUCUCGCCGCCGCCGCACGCGCACCCUCGCCUCGGUCGCUCUCACAUCAGCCUGUCGGUCUCCGCCCCGCCGCACCAUCAGCACACACACACCCAGAAGACACCGGGAAAUAAGAGUGAUUUACCGGAGCCAUGAAGGACCGCAUGCAAGAACUUAAACAUGGGAAGGAAACGACAGAGGAGGAGGAUGAAGUCGCUGUGGGGAUGGACAAAGGCUUUAUGGAUGAAUUCUUUGAGCAGGUGGAGGAGAUCAGGGGUUUUAUCGACUCUCUGGCAGAGAAAGUUGAGGAGGUGAAGAGGAAGCACAGCGCCAUCCUGGCUUCACCCAACCCAGAUGAGAAAACUAAAGCUGAGCUGGAGGAUCUCAUGGCAGACAUCAAGAAGUUGGCCAACAAAAUACGCUCCAAAUUAAAGAGUAUCCAGCAAACCAUUGAGCAAGAGGAAAGCCAGAACAGGUCAUCAGCUGACCUGAGGAUACGCAAGACACAGCACUCCACACUGUCCCGUAAGUUUGUCGAGGUGAUGUCAGAGUACAACACCACCCAGUCGGACUACAGGGAGCGCUGCAAGGGACGCAUUCAGAGGCAGCUGGAGAUCACUGGAAGAAACACAACAAAUGAGGAGCUGGAGAGCAUGUUGGAGAGCGACAACCCGGCUAUCUUUACCUCGGGGAUCAUUAUGGACAACAUCACCGAGCAAGCCAUGAAUGAGAUCGAGACGCGGCACAAUGAGAUCAUCAAGCUGGAAAACAGUAUCAGAGAGCUUCACGACAUGUUCAUGGACAUGGCCAUGCUGGUGGAGAGCCAGGGUGCACUGGUGAACAACAUUGAGCGAAGUGUGCUGGCCGCCCAUGAAUAUGUGGAGCAGACAAAGGAGAACAUCCCAAAAUGCAAAAAGUUCAAAAAGACUGGCAAACGGAAGGUGAUCCUGAUAGGAGGUUGUAUUGCAGCAUGUCUGACCGUCCUCAUUAUUUCCCUCGCAGUUGGACUCAGUUAGGACUCUAAAAAAUCCCUAAGAGCUGACAGGGCAGGAGGUGAUGCCUCCUCCUGUGGGUCUAAUGUUCGGCAGUUAAAAUGUACUGUAUAGUGGGCUCUGUAUUGUGCAGUCAGUAACUGCGUGUGAAGUAAGAAGAAGGCUUACAUUACUACCCUAAAGACAGUCCGACAUGGUUCUGUGCACUCAAAUAUCUUACAUUUACUUUUACAUAUAUUUUUUAAUACAUAGGCCUACAUUUUUCUAAACUAACAGCCAAAUACUUUGACGAGCUAACGUGUGCCUUGUGUCCAUUUGUGUCCAUUUGUGUCAUGAUUCACAUAUUGUUGUCAUGUGCAUGUUCUGCAGUCUUCUGAGGAGCUUUGCAUGUUUUUCUACAAAAACAAAGCUGCAGAUACUAAGUGGUUAUAUUAAUCAAAAUGCAUGUGUUGAAUUGAAAAACGAAAGUGCAUAUACCUCAGCAAAGUUCAUGAACAGUCAGCCUCACAUACUGUACUUACAGAUGUGUCCAACAUUGAGAACCCUGAAAAAAGUUUUUGAGUCCAUGAUCAAGGUUCAAAAAUAUAAAUGUUUCCUUCUUUUUUUUCUUUGUUUUAAAGAUAUUUUUUUGAGAGAGAGAGAGAGAGAGAGAGAGAGAGAGAGAGAGAGAGAGAGACACAUCAGCAAAGGGCCACGGGCUGGAGUCGAGCCCAACCCGUUACGGCAACAGCCUUGUACAUGGGGCGCCUGCUCUAUCCACCAAGCCACCAAUGCCCCUAUAAAUGUUUCCUUUUUUGAAGCAUUCAAGGAAUAUUUUUACCAUAUGGGAAAUAAACAUUGUUUUCUUUCUGAGAGUUAAGACAGAAGAUCAAUAAAAACAAUGUGUAAAAAUGACAAGGGGGGUUAUAAGUGACAUCUGAUUUCACACAUACAAAAUGAACUUUUCUAGGCUUUGGCAAAGUUUUACAAAUAUAAAACCAUUCAUCUAUCCAUUAUAUGUAACCACUUGUCAUAUUCAGGGCUGGAGCCUAGCCCAGCUGACAUUGGCUGAGGGGUGGAGUACACCCUGGACAGGUGGCCAGACUAUUGCAGGGCUGACACAUAGAGACAGACAACCAUUCAUGCUCGCAUUCACACGUAUGGGCAAUUUAAAGUCACCAAUUAACCUGCAUGUCUCUGGACUGUGGGAGGAAGCCGGAGAAUCCAGAGAAAACCCACACUGAUGCGGGGAAAGGGCCCAGCCAGCCAGAGGGUUCAAACCUGGAACCAUCCUGCUGUGAAUCGACAAUUUUAACCACUACAACACAGUACAGUUUACAAGGUACUUGUAAACGUUCUUUGUUGCCUGUGGACAGAGCCAGGCUUGCUGUUUCCCCUACUUUCCCUCCUAUUUUUAUGCUAAGCUAAGCUCACCAGCUUCUUAUGUACUGCAGAUGAGAGUGGUAUUAAUCCUCUAAACUAAUUAUUAUCUGAAAAUGAGUAAGCAUGUGUCCAAAACUAUUCCUUUAAGAACUGGAGACUGAUUCCUCAGGGUUUAAAUGAUGGACAUUGGCUGUUUAUGAAUGUUGAGGCAUGUGUGCUUAAAUGACAUAUUUUAUGAUUUAACUUUGCUUUAAAGUCACUGUGUGGAUUUUUACAGAAAACUGAAACGACCUCAGUAAACACUGGCUCAGUCUGUAGUCUGCUUAUUUCAGAAGGUAGCUUCAUGCAUCCUUAGCUACCACCAGAUGGUGCCAAACUUUAGCAUUUCCAUUAUCUAUACAUUGUGGCUUUAAAUAUAAUAAUGAUUCAUGUUUGUGGCAUGUAUGAACACACUGUGUUGUGUUUAAUGUGUUAUGAACAAAAUGCAGGAACCAAAGAUUAAUGAUUUUUUAAAGUAGAGCAUGUGGAAAUGCCUCUAAACCACAGUGACACUCCAGCAUUAUCAGAUAUAUUCAAAUCAAAUAGUCUCUCUCCUGCAUUGUGUUCGUCUGCUCUUUUUCUGAUUAUUAUACAAAUUGUAAUGUGUUAAAAUAAAAUACAACUUACAUCUCUAACAUGUUUUCCUUUGCCCCCCAUUUGCUGCUAUGGAUGACUGUUAAACUGUUCUUGUUACCGCUUACAGAAGAAAAUUAUGAUUAUUAUAUGCUGUGUGGUUCUGGGAAUCGUCAUUGCUUCCAUUGUUGGAGGAACGCUGGGCUAAACCUCAACCACAGUCACACUUUAAGACACACAACCGCACACACAACAGAGCAAAAACACAACAGAUUGACAUUUUCAGUUUCCUGUUUUCAUGAAUGCAAUUUAGUGCAAGGGGCGUUAUUUACUGUACGACACAUUUGAUGCGUGGCGUACAGGGCAAGAGGUGUUUUCGCAUGAGUUGCUAUUUUGUAAAUGUGUGGUGCUGCAAACUGUUUAUCUGAGUGUUGUCAAUGAUAUGAUGUUUCCAAAAGUGAAUUGUUGAAUGAAAAAAGUUUUACUAAAUGAUAUGUAACACUAUACUAAUACAUUCCAACUUCCAAAUAUGACACUUAAUCAGUUGUAAUGCCUGUUUUGUGUUGUACAGACAAAGACGGGCCGCUAAUCUGUGUUUUCAAAGCCACGUUAUCUGUAGACCCUUUGUUUAAUCACAUCUUGAUUGACUUUAUCUUUUCGUCUGAUGUUCUCUCUCUGAUGUCCUCUACCUCCCUCCAACAGCCCUGCAUGGUUUAGUUCACUGUAAAGUGGUGUUUUGUUUUCUAUUGCAAAUGAGAAAGAAGACACGUUGGAUAUUUUGCUGGUAGAAUCAUCAUACUGCCAAAUUUUUCUAAUGUCAUCUCUUAUAGUUUUUGGGAAGCAAUGCUACUGUACUUAACUUCUGGCCUUACCAGUUGUACAGCAUUUCUGACCGUUGCUCCAGUGUUGAGUGUGUGCAUGUGAAAGAGGAUAUGUGUGUGUGUUCAUUUGUAGCUACAUGUUUGAACGUGCUGAGUGCGAGUCGUGGGAUGAGAACAUGAGGUCUUGUUAAUAGCCACCUGUGUCUUUGUUUUGUAUAAAGUGUAAACUGAUAUAAAGCUCUCUAACACUGCCAGUAUGUUCAAAUAAGCUGUUAAAAUGGAGUCUAGUCUGGUUGGAUUGAUAAUUCUGGUCUGUAAGUGAAAACACUUGCUGAUGUUUCAUGUCUUUUAUAAACCCCAGCUUUAAACAGAGCAUAUCCUUCUGUCGAGCUACUUCAAUGUUUAUUUUUAUGAGUGAACAUGAGUCAGUGAAAGCGUCAGCAUGAACUCAAAGUAGCGCUGUAAAAGACUCUUGUGUCAGUUUUCUGGUGACAUAUCAGACAUGAACAGACUGCAACCAUGUUUACCAUGUUGCCUACUCAUAUUGUUGCCUUUGUGUUGUAUUGUGAUAACAUGGUUUUGUUUGUUUAAUUUGAGUUUCUUUUUGUUUUGAUUUUUCAAGUAAAGUUUGUCUGAAAAUCACA